Messenger RNA from Cololabis saira (Pacific saury), 1431 nucleotides. RefSeq names its product odorant receptor 131-2-like. Gene Ontology annotation, biological process: G protein-coupled receptor signaling pathway. Bases 1 to 1431 code for a protein of 476 amino acids. Gene Ontology annotation, molecular function: G protein-coupled receptor activity. The record is from RefSeq and is a predicted model, not a curated record. NCBI's taxonomy places the organism in Eukaryota, Metazoa, Chordata, Actinopteri, Beloniformes, Belonidae. The transcript has 9 exons. Gene Ontology annotation, cellular component: membrane.
AUGAAUUCAUCAUCUUACAACUUCAACGUGUCAAGCAGUCUGAGUAUUCGAGACUCCCCGAGCACAGCUGUGGCUAAAAAUGUGAUUGUUCUCGCUCUUGGCCUCGUCAUCAAUUAUAUCAAUGGCACACUGGUUCACACCUUCAGAAAACACCAGAUAUUUUACGUGAAUCCUCGUUACAUUUUGUACAUCCACCUGGUACUGAAUAUGAUCCAGCUCAAUAUAGCAAUCAGCCUGUUUGUCUUUAGUUAUGUCUUUUACAAAAUUAAUGCUUCUCUCUGUUGCCUCAUGGUUACUUUUGCCACAGUCACCACCAUCAACACGCCAUUAAAUUUGGCUGUAAUGGCAGUUGAAUGCUACAUCGCUAUUUGUUUUCCACUGCGACACUCGAAACUCUGUACUAUCAAAAGAACUUACGUUCUGAUCGGCUGUAUUUGGACUUUGAGCCUCGGGACAAUUGUGCCAGACAUCUUUAUUACUUUGGCAACAGAACCUGUGGGGCUAUUUUCUUCAACAAUAUUUUGUGACAUCGAUAAACUCUUCCGACAUCCAGUAAUUUCAGAAAAGAGGGAUGUUUCUUAUCUAAUUUAUCUCACUUCAGUUUGGCUAACCCUGCUCUACACCUACUUCAAGAUCUUUUUUGCAGCUAAAGCAGCUAAUUCAGUAGAUGGAAAUUUCAAGAAAGCCAGGAACACAAUCCUGCUUCAUGGUUUUCAGCUACUGUUGAGCAUGGUAAUAUAUGUAUUUCACAUCUUACAGACGGCAUUGAUACAAUGGUUCCCUGAACAUUUUUUACAAAUUUUCUUUGUUUGCUACGUCAUUAUUCAGAUUCUCCCCAGGUUUAUCAGCCCCAUUGUGUACGGGCUACGAGAUAGUACAUUUAAAAGAUAUUUGAGAAAGUAUCUGCUCUGUACAAUGAGAGCGUUGUUCUUCAGUUACUUCAGUUCUCAGCUAAUUCCUUCUCUUCUGUUUCAGGUAUGUUUCCAGACCAUCCGCGUCCUGGUUCUGUUUACCGGCACGGUAUUUGAUGUCAAAGGAGUAGGUGGACAGUAUCCCGACUUUAAAUCCAUCACCGAGAACCACUGCGAUCCACUGAGUGCAGAGAACGAUUCUUCAAGCAUCCAGAAGAGUUUGAAGGUGACGUCUUACUGCAUCGUAGUCUUGAGGGUGUAUAGGACGUGGUCUCUGUUUGAAAGGUGUCUCAUCUUUGAGUUGGAUUCUGUGUUUGACUUUUGUUGCAUGACCGAAGUCAAGAUCAUGAUGGGAAAAUACAUCGGAGAACAGGAGAGGGACCGAGCUGCCGCUCGCUACCGGAGGAUCCCCACCAGGAGCGGUCAGCUGCGGGAUCACCGCAUGGUGGAGCCGAACCGAGCCGAGGGCUCUCCCAACACCUGGAACAGAUUGCAGACCCGAAACCAAAGGGAUGCGUGA